Molecule: messenger RNA, 773 nt
Organism: Mangifera indica (mango)
Lineage: Eukaryota; Viridiplantae; Streptophyta; Magnoliopsida; Sapindales; Anacardiaceae
Exons: 1
Coding region: 286-660 (124 amino acids)
Cellular component (GO): cytochrome b6f complex
Source: RefSeq, a predicted model, not a curated record
AGUAAACAAGCCUGCCUUCGUCAAUGUAAAGCUUUGUCAACUAACCAUAAAUUUCUGACCUUAUCCAAACCUGUGUCUCUAAAUACACUGUUAUCCUUUGUAAGCUCUGCCCUUGGCUGCAACUACUGGGUCUACGACAAAGUUAAUCAUUUCUGAACUCUUUUACCUUUCCCCUUUUUUAUUUUUUGUUUUUAAUAUUUAACUUCGUAAAAUUGACAUGCAUUAGAUUGAUACAUAGUUUUUGUAUAUGGAAUUUUUAGUUUCUAGAUUGUGGGCAUAACGGAGAUGGCAACAUCCGCAGUCUUUCCUCCAGCGACAGUCGCCGGUGCCGUGGUAAGGUGCGGGAGCAGAACCCAGAAGAGAAUGAAGAAGGUACUGUAUCUGAAUGGAUUGAAUUCCUAUGGAGGUCUUAAAGCACACAACGAGGUGGUCUCUCUCGGCAUAACUCUAUGCACUGAACAGUGCUUCGCAAAUGUUGUGAGCUCUCUCAAGACAACAUCCAAAAGAAGAGGCGGUGGCGGUGGUGCACUUUGGUCUACCUGUGAUGCUGCGUCUGAGAUAUUCAGGAUUGCCGCCAUCAUGAAUGGGCUUGUGCUAGUUGGGGUUGCGGUUGGCUUCGUUCUUCUGCGAAUUGAAGCAUGGCUAGAAGAAUCUGAGUGACUCUUAAUUCUUCUCUCUAUCUGACGUUUAAUUGAUUUGUUUUGCUGUAAAUUCAAGUUUGCAGAAAUGCCUCUGUUAUCUUUCGCAAUAAAUUUAAUCCUUAGUUUAUACUA